GGAUUUUUGAGUAUAAAUAAUUUCUACGAUUUUGAGUUAUUUUGAAAUGAAAUAGUCAGGUACUAUGAAGGUACAGAACACGAACACCGAGGUCUGUCUACAGGGRAAAAAUAAUGCACUGCUUGUCAGCGAGACCCCUCAACACCAGCCAAAUGAGAGGCAAGAUGUAGAAGCGAAUAAGGUGGAUGACUUGACAGCAAUAACCCCUCUUACUGAGGAUGCAGUUGUCAAGACAGUUGAAGAAAGAUUCAAAGCUGGAAUCUACUAUACUUGGGCAGGCAUUCCUUUGGUAGCAGUCAACCCCUGUCAAGAUGUCGAUGAACUUUAUGAUGAUGAAACUGAAGCAAAAUAUAGAAAGAAGAGUGCAGUAGAGACAAGGGAACUUCCCCCUCACAUCUUUUCCAUUGGACAAAAAGCAUACUGUGACUUAAAGAGAGGUUUUGAAACUUCAAAUCAAUCUAUUGUAAUCAGUGGAGAAAGUGGGGCUGGAAAGACUUGGACUACUAGAACAUUGAUGCAGUUUAUAUCAGACAUGRCAGAAAAAAGCACCCUAGAUGGUGUCUCCUGCAUUGAACAACGGAUUCUAGACUCCAAUCCCGUCCUUGAGGCGUUYGGUAAUGCCUGUACUCUACGUAACGAAAACAGCAGUCGCUUUGGUAAAUACAUCCAACUGCAGUUUAACCUGGAGAAUCACAUUGUAGGAGCAAAAAUUAAAACGUACUUGUUGGAAAAGACGCGAGUGGUUCACCAAGUACCCGGAGAAAAAAACUUUCACAUCUUUUACCAAAUGACGUCAAAUUCAGAACUUGAAAAUCAGCGAAAAACAAGAAGACGAUCUUCAAGAUGGGGAGGCGAAGAUAGGCAGGCGUUCGUUCUUACAUGCGAAGCGAUGAGAAAUAUUGGUAUUAAAGAUGACUUACAAGCAGAAAUAUUCAAGAUUCUCAAAGGAAUUCAAAGCAUSUGCAAGGUCGAUUUUGAUGAAGGGAAAUCGUCAGAAGAACUUUGUAGCUUUGUCAAUUCUGAAAUCGCUAAGAGAGCAUGCUCGAUGCUAGAGUUGGAUGAAGAGAGGUUCAACAAGUGCAUCAGUACAAGGCGUAUCACAGCAGGCUCGACAAGGGAAGAGUUUAUAAAACCCUGUGGUGUUGAAGAGUGUUUGUCUAGAAGAGAUUGUAUGGCUAAACUUAUCUACUCAAGACUCUUCGAUUGGAUCGUAGACUUCAUUAACACCAGCAUCAAAGCACCAAGUCACUCAAAACACGCCUUUAUAGGGCUGCUUGAUGUCUAUGGAUUCGAGAGCUUCAAGGACAACAGCUUAGAGCAGUUAUGCAUUAACUACGCCAACGAGAAGCUACAACAGCAUUUUGUGUGUCAUUUUCUAAAGAAGCAGCAAGAAGAAUACCAGAAAGAAGACAUCGAUUGGUCGUUCCAGGACUUCUCGGACAACAGAYUAUGCCUUGACGUCAUCGAAGGAAGAGUCAGUGUCUUUGCGUUGAUGAAUGAGGAAUGUAGACUUAAUCGAGCUGUUGAUGAYCAAGGAUUCUGUGACCGACUCCAUUCCUCCCUGGAAUCCAGUAGAUGUUUUUAUCAAGAUCGUCUGAAGAGUCAAAGACCUGAGUUUGUGAUCCAGCAUUAUGCGGAAAGUGUGUGUUAUCAGGUGAAAGGGCUGAUUGAGAAAAACAAGGACCACACUGCACCAGAAGUCUUGGAACUUCUGCAGUCCAGCAAGAGUCUGUUUUUGAGUCGUCUGUUYUCCAAAAAACAACAAAACAAGCAACAAGAGAACACAAUUCCUGGAAAUACUACAACAUUUAAGAAACCUCUACAAACCAGUGUAACUGUUGUCAGCAAAUUCAAAACGUCACUAGAUCGACUCAUGUCAACCCUGGCAUCAACCAGUGCUCACUACAUACGAUGUGUUCGACCCAAUGCAGUCAACAUACCAAGCCUCUUCGACAAGAAACAGGUACUCAACCAGUUGCGCUCUUGCGGUGUAAUGGAAACCAUACGAAUCUGCGCUGCUGGCUACCCGAUCAGAUUAACCCAUCGAGAGUUCAUAAAGCGCUACAACUGCACCGUGACGCACAAGAAACUUUCCUUGCCACUCACGCCAUCCAAAGUAUUCUCGACCCCACCACCAACCAAACCAACCACUCCCAGAUCCCAUGGYUCUACCAGCCGAAAGAGGAGAUCUGAGAGACAUUCAAUACGAAUAAGGCGGAGCGGCUACGAUCACACGCCGGUCAUCUGUCAAUCAAUACUGGAAUCGAUCGRAUGUUUUGAUGAAUGGGACAAAGAAAAUAACACGGGAUCGUCGAGCUGUAGUGGUUUUCGGUUGGGCCGAACAAAGAUAUUCCUACGCGAAGAAACUAUCGAGAAACUCGAAACCAUGCGCGAAGGUUUUCUUUCACGAUCAGCAUUUACGAUACAGUGUUGCUGGAGAAGGUAUAGAAAAUGGGUUGCGAACAGGCUCAACAUGGCUGCGACCAAGGUGCAGAAAGUGUUUAAAGGUUGGCUUGAGAGAAARAAAUACUUCGCUCACAGAAGAGCCACCCUAAUACUCCAACACCACGUACGAUCUUUUCUCCUCAAAAGGAAAAUUUCUAGGGAAACGAGUCAAGCGAGGCAAUACACCGUACCCUCUGAAGAUGCCUCCAUUAUGGAGACUCAUUCAAACUCUUUUAGCCAAUCAACUACAAGCACAGAAACUGUACCUUUCUACCUUCCACUUCACGUCGAUACGUGUCAAGCGCCACCACGCCCAUCGUGGUUCGCGCCGUUUGUGUCGCCUGUAUACGACUCUCUGAUUAUGGAGAAGUGUCAAGCCAUUACGCAUGGCAGUAUAAAACCGCUGGACAGUAUUCAUAGAGAUCGCGGAAUUGCGUCAUUUCGAAGAAUAGAAAAAGUGCCCGUAGUGUUUCAUUGUCGGAGAACACCKCUGACCAAAGCUGAGACACGCCCCCUUCACAGUAUGGAAAUUGAUAAGGGAUUGGCAUCACUUAUGUCUUUACUGUGAARUGAAUGAAUGACAACCAAGACCAGAAUUCUAUCUAAACGUAUUCAUCGACACUCGUUGCAGGKCGUCUCUGAUAAAACGAUUAGCACUAAUUAGGCUUUGUACACCUAAGCUCAACAGAGGAUUUUUUGAAAGUUUUAAGAUAAAAAAGAAAAUAGAAAGAAGAAAUGAAGGAAAGAAAAAGAAUGAAUAAGAAAAUUGAAAGAAGGAAGGCUGGAGCGGAUCCAAGAUUUUUUACUAGGGAUGUGGACCAUACAGGAUUUUCGUUUUAGGAGGGGAUGCACCAUUUUCUUACAAACUCAAACACCAAUAAUGCAGUAGAUUAUAAUAAUAAUAAUAAUAACAAAUUCAAGGUCUAUAUCUAGAUAUAUCCCAUGAAUGCUAGAGUACRAACACUAUAAGUGUAUAACAUAAAUACCACUAAAUACUAAA
Molecule: messenger RNA, 3445 nt
Organism: Actinia tenebrosa (Australian red waratah sea anemone)
Lineage: Eukaryota; Metazoa; Cnidaria; Anthozoa; Actiniaria; Actiniidae
Product: unconventional myosin-XIX
Biological process (GO): actin filament organization
Cellular component (GO): membrane; myosin complex; actin cytoskeleton
Molecular function (GO): ATP binding; microfilament motor activity; actin filament binding
Source: RefSeq, a predicted model, not a curated record